AUGGCUGGAGGUGCCGCCGUCGAUAAUACGUUGGGUGCUCUGCUGGUCUCGAGUCGGCGCCUUAGCGAUUUGGCUAUUCGCACUAUCAGGUUGUUUGGCGUAACGACGCUCCAACUAUAUCUCUAUACGCUGCAGUGGAGAUCAGAUAGCAAGUGGACGAGGGGAUUGGCCAUUGGUAUUUGGCUGAUGGACGGAAUAGCAAGCGCGUUCCAAUGCCAUACGAUGUACUUCUACUUAAUAUCGCAAUUUGGGGCGACGGAAGGGCCUACCAUCGGUGUAUGGAGCCUUUGUUCGAUGAGCAUGAUGGAGACGUUGAUAGCAGCGCCAGUGGAGUUCUUCUAUGCGGCCCGCAUCUGGAAGCUGGGCCGUGAAGUACGAUUUGGACGACACAUUGCUGCCUCGAUCGUUGCUCUCAUCAUAGCUCACGCCUCCCUCUGCUUCCUAUUUUCCGCCAAGCUCAUUCAAAAUCCCGAAAUGUACACUUGGCAAGGAAAAUUCUACGACCAGGUCGUCAUAUCCGGCCUUGUUUUAUCGGCAAUCGCUGACCUCUUCAUCUCUGUGACUAUGAUAUACAUCAUGCGCUCCUUUAACACCACCAUCUCCAGCUCCAAGGCCCUCGUUAAUAGCAUAAUCCGACGAUCCAUUGAAAGCGGCACCAUAACCUCCAUCGGUAUUAUCGCUGUCAUGGUGACUUUCGUUACAAUGCCGACGAAUAUGAUCUCCUUUGCGUUGCUAUUCCUCCUGCCCAAAUUGUAUUCCAAUUCGAUGCUCGCCAUGUUGAAUCGUCGGCAAUCGAGCUCAGGCGUUACGGUCAACUGUGGAUUCGACCAUCAGCACGCUAGCCGUGACAUGAUUGGAAGCAUACAUUUCGCUGCCUCAGAGAAGGUCGCAGCUAUAUCCGGCUCAGAGAGCACGUUAUACAGCGCCGAACAUUCAUGA
Messenger RNA from Pleurotus ostreatus (oyster mushroom), 939 nucleotides. RefSeq lists its product as uncharacterized. The transcript is spliced from 8 exons. NCBI's taxonomy places the organism in Eukaryota, Fungi, Basidiomycota, Agaricomycetes, Agaricales, Pleurotaceae. The coding region runs from base 1 to 939 and encodes 312 amino acids. The record is from RefSeq and is a predicted model, not a curated record.